Messenger RNA from Lactuca saligna, 1832 nucleotides. The record is from the annotation of a GenBank genome assembly. Lineage: Eukaryota; Viridiplantae; Streptophyta; Magnoliopsida; Asterales; Asteraceae.
AGAGAGAGAAAGCAUAACUGAAGGUGAGUACUCAAAAAAAAAAAAAAAAAAAAACAUUAGAGAUCCAAGUGUUCUUACAUCCAAAGAAGUUCUUUGUUUCUUUGUUAAUUUUUAUCCUUAUAUUUUCUCGGUUUAACUUCUUGGAAUAACUAUAUUCAAAGCCAAGUUUUUUAGGGUUUUCUUAGAAUCUCCUCUUCUCAAAAUUUUAUUCGUUAAUUACACUUCUAUCCAUGGAUAUGUGUCAGCGUAUAGAGAGGGGUGUGUUUUUUUUGUGGGGGUGGUGAUAUUAUGUGUGCUAAGAGAGAAGAAGAGGUAGCAAUAGAAGACGUUGAUCAUCAUCAUCAUCAUCAUAAUACUCAAAGUUUUCAAGAACAAAUCACCCUUCAAGAAAUUCAACAACAAAACAUGGGUAUAAAUGAUUAUUCAUAUAGCAACACUAGGCUAAUGUUUCCAUCAUCAUCAUCAGAGAUCUCUCAUCAUCAGCAUGAACCAUCAUGGAGUACCCUACCUCAAGUAUUCCACCAAAACAGCAGCUUCAACCCACUUCUUCAAUAUCCGACCCGAGAGCACGAUCCCUUUAUCUUCUCUCCACCACCACCGCCGCCGCCUCCUCCCUUAUCAUGCUACGGCGGUUUGUUUAACAGAAGGGUACCAGGCGGCUUACAGUUUGCGUAUGAAGGUGGUACAUCAUCAUCGGAUCAUCACUUAAGACUCAUAUCGGAGUCACUCGGGCAUGCGGUUCAACCCGGAUCCGGCCCGUUUGGACUCCAAACUGAUAUCGGUAAGAUGAGUGCUCAAGAGAUCAUGGAUGCUAAAGCUUUAGCAGCUUCAAAAAGCCACAGCGAAGCAGAAAGAAGACGUAGGGAACGAAUAAACAAUCACCUUGCAAAGCUUCGAAGCUUACUCCCUAGCACCACCAAAACGGACAAGGCAUCAUUGUUAGCUGAAGUGAUACAACAUGUGAAGGAGUUAAAACGGCAAACUUCGAUCAUUGCAGAACAAAGUCCAGUUCCCACAGAGAUCGAUGAGUUGACUGUGGACAAUGCGUCUGACAAAGAUGGUAAGCUUGUGAUCAGAGCCUCAUUAUGCUGCGAGGACAGGUCGGAUCUUUUACCUGACCUCAUCAAGACUUUAAAGGCACUUCGACUAAGAACCCUAAAGGCCGAGAUCACAACACUUGGUGGACGUGUGAAGAAUGUGUUGUUUAUAACUGCAGAAGAAGAUCAUUUAAAUGGAAACGAUGAUCAGCAAAUGGUGAAUUACUCGAUAAGUAUGAUCCAAGAAGCCCUUAAGCAAGUUAUGGAGAAAACAAAUGGGGAUGAGUCUUCUCCUGGGAGUGUAAAGAGACAAAGAACAAACAACAUCAACAUCCUCGAGCAUCAUAGAUCUCUUUAACGACGACGAAAAUCACUAGUUAACUAGCCUAAUCUUAUGGAUUUUUUCCCCUUAAGAUAUUGGGUUAUAGGUUUGAAUUUUUUCUUUUCGUGUGGGGUGUUUUGCUUUUCUUUAGUUUUUUUUUGGGUCUUUUUGACAUGGGUAUGCUUAGUUUGUUGUUGAAAUUGUGUCUAUGAAGAACGAAAAGCAAGUACUAAAUGGGUGGUGUCCUUAUGUAUUUCCUAUCUCAUGAUAAAAGAGAUCUUUUUCGUGAGGAGAGAAGCCUAACAUAGAAGUGUCGUUUUUUGGAAGGAAACACUUGGUUUGUUUCUUGUUAUGUAGUGGAGCUUGUAUUUAUAACCACUUUCUCUCUCUACUCAUUUUUUCUCUCUCUAAACAUAUGUCAAGUUAGUGGCAUUAGUAUAAUGAUGAGAGGUGACGAUAUAGUUUGCAUCACC